CAUAUAAAUUUCUUCACAAAAUGGAUCCUUCAGAGCAAAGUUGUGAACAAUGGAGUUCACUUAGUGGAUUUUACACAGCUGAGGAAGCUGAUUUUAUGGGUCAGUUACUUGAUAACUGUCAAGUACCUGAACACAGUUAUGGAAAUUUCAAUUUUGAAGUUCCAUCUACAUUAUGGCCUGUACAUGAUGACUCCACAAUAGUGAGCAUGAAUAACAGUGACCAUUUUCCUCAAAAUGUUGAUCAUAGUAACACCAAUUUUUUGAGUUUUUUACAAGGAAAUAACAUCAUAUCUGAUACAAAUGAUGGUUACAACUGUUUGAAUGAUGAUCAAGUAGCAAACAUUGGCUACAUUUCCAUGCUGAAUGGAGAUUUCGGCGCUUAUAGUGUUCGACGGAAUGAUAGUGCACAGAUAACUGAAAAUAACACUGAUGAAGAGUUUUGUCAAGAGGUUAUUGGUGACAAGAAUUUUCAGGCUCAUGUGGAAUGUGAAGAGGUACUGGUUUCUGAAUCAGUGGAAGAUGGUAUUAACAACAACUUGGAAAAAACAGGAAAAAGAUCUAGGAGUUCAAUGAAGGUUCAAAAGAAUAAGAAAAAUAUCAAAUCUAGGAAGAAACCGAAGUCGGCUUUCGUAAGCAACCCUGAAGAGGAUGAAAGGCUGGAUCUUCAGGAGCCGAUUUUGAGCUCCGAGGAGGAUGACUUCAAUCCUUCUCAUAAGCUACAUGAAGAAGGGUCUUCAAUCGUAAACCGGAACGAUUCAGCAUCUGUGAAGUUAAAAGGAAAAUCAAGAUGUGAUAGAGGUUCUUCCACUGAUCCACAAGGUGUCUAUGCAAAAAAAAGAAGAGAAAGAAUAAAUGAAAGGUUGAAAAUUCUACAAAGCCUGGUCCCUAAUGGAACCAAGGUUGAUAUCAGUACCAUGCUUGAGGAAGCUGUGCUAUAUGUGAAGUUUUUGCAGGUCCAAAUUAAGCUUCUUAGCUCUGAUGAUCACUGGAUGUAUGCUCCCAUUGCUUACAAUGGAAUGAACAUUGGACUAAGCCUCAACAUUACACCAACCAAACUACCAUAAAUAUUUAGCAGAAAAUAAAAUAGGAUGCUACAGUUAAGGAGCUUAAGCUGCAUGGUAUUUUGGAACUUUGUGAUUUUCUAUUAUGUUGAUAGGUAUUUAGUUAUUCAUUAGCAGUAUUUAUUUAAUCCUAAGGAUGUAUAACCAUGUGUAUUUUUGAACCAUGAGAUAUUAUUUUGAGCUGAUGUCA
Messenger RNA from Lathyrus oleraceus (garden pea), 1251 nucleotides. Its product is annotated as transcription factor bHLH84. The transcript is spliced from 5 exons. Gene Ontology annotation, molecular function: protein dimerization activity; DNA-binding transcription factor activity. The record is from RefSeq and is a predicted model, not a curated record. Gene Ontology annotation, biological process: regulation of DNA-templated transcription. The coding region runs from base 21 to 1064 and encodes 347 amino acids. NCBI's taxonomy places the organism in Eukaryota, Viridiplantae, Streptophyta, Magnoliopsida, Fabales, Fabaceae.